AUGGCGUCCAUGCCAGCAGAGGAGCUCUCUCCGGAACAGAAGGCGGGCGGGCAGGACACUGAAGGGCAGGUCGCAGACAAUGACCUGUUGGGAGGUAACCGCUUUCCUUCCGCUUCCUUCUGCCCGCACCCGCACCCGUUGCGAAAGCCUCCUUCUAAAAGCGGGUGGCAGGAUGAACUGCUCUGCACCUAUGCCGCCCUGGUGCUCCACGAUGAUGGCGCUGAGAUUACGCCCCAAGCCAUGACCAACCUCAUCAAGGCUGCCGGCUGCUCAGUGGAGGCCUACUGGCCCUUGCUGAUGGCGAAGAUGAUCAAGAACGUGGGCAUGGAGACUCUCAUCAAGCGUGGAGGCUCGGCAGCGGUGCUGGCGGCGGCGGCGGGGGCGGUGGCGGUGGCGCUGCCGCGGGCGGCGGUGGCGGUGGCGGCGGCGGCGGCGGUGGCGCUGCUGAGGAGGAGAAGAAGAAGGUGUCGACGGCCGACUGGGGAGGAGGAACGACCGAAAAGGAGGGGCGCUGAGCCAGUCGUGCAAGCCGCCGCCGCGGCAGCGGGCACUGCGGCGGCACGAAAGGAAGUGAGGCUCCGACUCCUCUCGGCUGCCGCUGCCACCUGCCGCGGCCAGUGUGGGAGUGACGUGGCGAAGGAAGGAGCACUGCAGUUGGUGAAAGCCAUGGAGGCCUUGAACCCAACGCUGGAGCCGGCGAAGCAACAAGGCUUCCUAGAGGGCACCUGGCGUCUGAUCUACGCCUCGGAGGACGUCACGCGGUCCUCGCCCUUCUUUUGGGGAUGGAGACAGAUGCUCCAGGGCGUCCCAGACCCUUCGCCCGUGACACGGUCGUUGCUGGGGACACAGGAGCUGUCAGAGUCCAUCUUCGCCAUCACUGAUGGCAUUCCGCUGAAGACGGUGGGCGAGGCCACCCAGACAAUGGUCAACGGGAAGAUGGUGAACCGGGUCGCCAUCGAGGUCUUUGGGGCAGGAAGGACCAUCAUGACCACUACCAGCAGGUACGAAGCCUCGCCGGAUGGCUCCGAGCUGCUGUUGACGGUGGAGACCACCCAGGCGGUGGACAACACCUUGCCCUUUGCGGAUCAAGUUGUCUUCCCCUCCGAGUCCUUCCUUGGGGAAAAUGCCCGCGUGCGUGUGCGCGUCACGUACCUGGAUGACGACUUGCGGGUCUUCCGGAACGAGAAGGAUGACCAAGUCUUUGUCUACAUCAAGGCAUAG
Durusdinium trenchii is the source of this 1221-nucleotide messenger RNA. Lineage: Eukaryota; Dinophyceae; Suessiales; Symbiodiniaceae. The record is from the annotation of a GenBank genome assembly.